Messenger RNA from Botrytis porri, 1158 nucleotides. RefSeq lists its product as uncharacterized. The record is from RefSeq and is a predicted model, not a curated record. The coding region runs from base 1 to 1158 and encodes 385 amino acids. The transcript has 7 exons. NCBI's taxonomy places the organism in Eukaryota, Fungi, Ascomycota, Leotiomycetes, Helotiales, Sclerotiniaceae.
AUGUCAACCGGACUCCUUCCAGCGCCCCCUGGUAUAACACCAGAUUUAAAUCCAUCUGCUCUGUCAAGUACCCAGGUGGCUUUCAUUAUUGCAUACACCAUCACACUUGCUCUGGCUAGUAGUACUCUUGCUAUCCGAUUGUACACAAGGAUUAGUAUCAUGAACUCUUUUGGUUUGGACGAUGUUGUGAUUAUUCUUGCAUAUGCAUGUUCAAUUGCAUAUUUUGCUAUCAGUGUCGAUUGCAUGAGAUAUGGAUUUGGUAGACAUCUAUGGGAAGUUACUGCUGAACAGAUGGCGCUCUAUCUUACAAAACUCAGCCCUAUGGUAGCUACCUACGCUUGGGCCCCCGCAUUCACCAAAUUAUCCAUUCUCAUCCUUCUUUAUCGACUCAAUCCAAGCAACUACUUCCGCAUAGGUUGUUGUCUUGUUGCCGGGAUAAUUCUAACCUACACUCUCGCCAUAUCUCUAAUAAUAGCUAUCCCAUGCAUUCCCACGAACCCCGCAAAUGGUGCAUGUCUCAACAAAUGUGGGCUCUGGCAAGCAAUCUUCAACAUUCUUACAGAUGCAGCCAUUCUUAUACUUCCAUCACAUAUGCUGUAUCUUUUGAAGUUGCCGUUGAGGCAGAAAUUGGCGGUUGCAUCGAUUUUUUCGGCGGGUAUUUUUGUGAUAAUCAUAUGUAUAGUCCGUAUAACAUACAUCAUGGCGCUUCAAAAUAAUCCAGAUGUACUAUACACUCAAGGCAGAGCAGCAGUAUGGUCAUCUGUAGAAAUAAACAUCGGCAUUUUCUGCAACACACUUGUCGUUCUCCGUCCUUUCAUCCGUCAAUACUUUCCCGGUCUCUUCUCGUCACACCUCAUAUCUGACGAUCCCCGUCAAACACCCGAUCCAGAAGUGAAUCUCGAAUCUAGAAAGCGAAGGAUCGGAAAAUUGAGGAAGAAGAAUUCGUUGACUCUUACAACAAUGGAUCAUCAGAUGGAUACAAUGGAUAAACAAUCGGGGAUAACGAGGGAGUUUGAGGUGAGUGUUGAGAGAAGUGGUGGAGAGAGUACUAGCGAUGAGAGUGGAGGAAAAGAGAGGGAGAGGGAAGAUGAAAAGGAGAGUAUGGAGAGAAUGAUUAGGCGGGUGAGUGUAGAUGUAGAUGGAAGUGAUAGGCUGUGA